This is a messenger RNA of Brienomyrus brachyistius, 2150 nucleotides long. It is a transcript of the gene tubb1, whose product is annotated as tubulin, beta 1 class VI. Gene Ontology annotation, biological process: microtubule cytoskeleton organization; mitotic cell cycle. NCBI's taxonomy places the organism in Eukaryota, Metazoa, Chordata, Actinopteri, Osteoglossiformes, Mormyridae. Gene Ontology annotation, cellular component: microtubule; cytoplasm. The record is from RefSeq and is a predicted model, not a curated record. The coding region runs from base 232 to 1632 and encodes 466 amino acids. The transcript has 4 exons. Gene Ontology annotation, molecular function: GTPase activity; GTP binding; structural constituent of cytoskeleton.
AAUCCAUUAUGUGUUUGUUGAGCGUGAUUUUGAUAUCGCUAGUGCUUUUUAUAGUGCAAUUUUAAUUGUAACGAAGCCUAAAUUUGAGAACAACUGACUAUAACUGAGAAACAUGGCUAACUUUGACGCCAUGUCAGGAGUAAGAUCUUGGCAGUGACAUCAGCGGGAGUAUAAGAGGCGGGGGCGCCCCUGCGGCGUGUCAAAGACUCCUGCCAGCGUCCGCGGGCCACCAUGCGUGAAAUUGUGCACCUGCAGAUCGGACAGUGUGGAAACCAGAUCGGCUCCAAGUUUUGGGAAGUCAUCAGCGAUGAACAUGGAAUCAACGUAGUAGGAAAUUACGAGGGUGACUCUGACCUACAACUGGAAAGGCUCAAUGUCUACUUCAAUGAAGCGCACGGGGGGAAGUACGUGCCACGAGCUCUGCUUGUCGACCUGGAGCCCGGAACCAUGGACAGUGUGAGGGGCAGCAAGAUAGGACAACUGUUCAGACCCGACAACUUCAUCCAUGGUAGUUCUGGAGCUGGGAAUAACUGGGCCAAAGGGCACUACACAGAGGGGGCGGAGCUUGUCGAAAACGUGAUCGACAGAGUCCGCAACGAGUGCGAGAGCUGCGACUGUCUGCAGGGGUUCCAGUUCGUGCACUCCCUGGGCGGCGGGACCGGUUCAGGCAUGGGAACGCUGAUCAUUAAUAAGAUCCGCGAGGAAUAUCCAGACCGCAUCAUGAACAGCUUCAGCAUCAUGCCCUCCCCAAAGGUUUCGGACACAGUAGUAGAGCCCUACAACGCCACACUGUCCAUCCACCAGCUGAUCGAGAACACAGACGAGACCUAUUGCAUCGACAAUGAGGCUCUAUAUGACAUAUGCUUCCGCACACUCAAGCUCACCACACCUACCUACGGUGACCUUAAUCACCUAGUGUCCCUGACCAUGAGUGGGGUGACCACCUCCCUGCGCUUCCCUGGGCAACUCAAUGCUGACCUUCGCAAGCUAGCGGUCAACAUGGUGCCCUUCCCACGUCUGCAUUUCUUCAUGCCGGGCUUCGCCCCACUGACCAGCAGGGGGAGCCAGCAGUAUCGCGCACUCACCGUGCCGGAGCUGACGCAACAGAUGUUUGACGCACGCAAUAUGAUGACGGCCUGCGAUCCUAGACAUGGCCGCUACCUCACUGUGGCGGGAAUGUUCCGUGGACGCAUGUCGACCAAGGAGGUGGACGAACAGAUGCUGGCCAUCCAGAAGAAGAAUAGCACCUACUUCGUGGACUGGAUCCCACACAACGUCAAAGUGGCUGUGUGCGAUAUCCCCCCACGAGGACUCAAAAUGGCCUCCACCUUCAUCGGUAACAACACAGCCAUCCAGGAGAUAUUCCGUCGGGUGGGCGAGCAGUUCUCCGUCAUGUUCCGUCGCAAGGCCUUCCUGCACUGGUACACGGGGGAAGGCAUGGACGAGAUGGAGUUCACUGAGGCGGAGAGCAACCUGAACGACCUGGUGUCUGAAUACCAACAGUAUCAGGAUGCCACUGCAGACCAAGAAUGGGAGCCAGAGGAAGGAGAAGAAGCAGGACCAUCACUGGCAGGCACUACAUCUCACACCAGAACAGAACUUAAGACUGAAAUUAUAAGUGAAACUGAAUGAUGGGCCAAUUAAAAUUCUGCAAAUGACCAUUACAACGUACAUCCCAUCAUAGUGACAGUUUUAUAUGUUUGGCGGUGUGUGUUGUCUACCUGUACUAAUAUAUCAUCGUUAUCAAUAAGAGACCAAAGCAGGGACUUAAGACCAUCAAAAUAUUGCCGAUAAAUAUUAAAGAUGCCAGGCACAAUUCUCAAAAUUAUUUUAUUGUAAUUUCUGUAAUUUAUGCAUUUAAAUCUUACUGUUGAAAAUUAAAGAGUUGUGAUGUGUUGCCAUUCGAAUACCUAUAUAUCAUUAUGCUAAUUCAUACAUAUGGUUAAUUAUUACCAAUCAAGACCUCAGUCUUGGUAAUUGAAUUGGUAAAAUAUUUCUCUUCAUAAUCAAAAUUUCUCAGAAUUUUUAUAUAUUGCCUUGUGGUUAUGAACAAUUGUAAAUAAACAGCAAAAAUAUAUCUAAUUCCCAUUUGUAAUGUUUGGAAUGGAAACUGGCUUUAUAGAAAUUUCUAUUAAAACUGAAUAAAUUGU